CUUCUCUGACUCUUAAUUCCACUAUGAAACAGCUGACGGCAGAAACUAUUCGUCUCCUUUCAAGUUCUCAGGUCAUUACAUCAGUUGUGAGUGUGGUGAAGGAGCUGAUAGAAAACUCCUUGGAUGCCAGUGCCACAAAUAUUGAUAUUAAACUGGAGAAUUAUGGGUUUAACAAAAUAGAAGUGAGAGACAAUGGCAAUGGAAUCAAGGUUGCUGAUGUUCCAGUUAUGGCAAUUAAACACUACACCUCAAAAAUAAGCUCUUCUGAGGACCUUGAAAGGUUGACAACAUACGGUUUCCGUGGGGAAGCUUUGGGAUCAAUUUGCUGCAUAUCAGAGGUUUUGAUCACAACAAAGACAGCUGAUGAUGAUUUCAGCAUUCAGUAUGCUUUGGAUAGCAAUGGGCAUAUAACUUCUGAAAAGCCUUCCCAUCUUGGGCAAGGUACUACAGUAACAGUCCUCAACUUGUUCAAGAAUCUUCCUGUGAGAAAGCAGUUUUACUCAACAAAUAGAAAAUGUAAGGAAGAACUGAAAAAAGUCCAAGAUCUACUGACAGCAUAUGGUAUCAUAAAACCAGACCUGAGGAUAACCUUAACACAUAAUAAG
Messenger RNA from Phaethon lepturus (White-tailed tropicbird), 605 nucleotides. Its product is annotated as PMS1 protein homolog 1-like. Gene Ontology annotation, molecular function: ATP binding; ATP hydrolysis activity; ATP-dependent DNA damage sensor activity. The annotation marks the transcript as partial. Gene Ontology annotation, cellular component: MutLalpha complex. The transcript is spliced from 4 exons. Lineage: Eukaryota; Metazoa; Chordata; Aves; Phaethontiformes; Phaethontidae. Gene Ontology annotation, biological process: mismatch repair. The record is from RefSeq and is a predicted model, not a curated record.